AUGUCGGGCAUGAUCCCUAAGCAGGGGAACAAGCGGUCGAACCGCAACACGCAACCGGUCGCGACCGGGGUGGCUGAAGCCACGAAAGGGGAUGCAAAACCCCAAGGCAAGGAGGCUGCGCCUCCAUCACGAGGGCCUGCGGUCUCACCGGAGGCUGAGACCUCCCAAGAGGCUGCGCCCUCACAAGCCCAGGCGAAGACCUCGGCUUCAGCAGAGCCUUCAGGUGCACAAGCGGCAGAGCAACCAUCUGCAGAGAAUGGCUCCACGCCCAAGAAGGCUACGUCCAAGAAACCUGGCCGCGCCAGUCCGGGAUCGGUGCACUCUGCGCCGGCGAUGCCGCCGAGAGACAAAGGAAAAGGUAAGGGCCAAUCGAACCCGCCGGCCCCUGGGACUUUUCCACAACCUUCUCUACCACUUCCAUGGCGGCAGGACCCAUAUGGUAAUUGGUGGUACUUUGACGGGUACAACUGGUGGAUGGGUUACCGAGCGGUGGACACUCUGGGCAGCAGCCCACGGGAGCAUCUCAGACCAGCGAAGAAGGAGGAGAAGCCUGAGGAGUCCGGAGAUGAUGAUCCGGAUUGGGGAGGAGAUGACGACGGAGGCGAUGGUGAUAGCGACUACACCUAUGAAUAUGAGGAAGAAGGCGAAGAAGAGGAGUUCGCCGAGGAGGACCAGAGCCCGGUCGUGACCCCAAGGUCGGAACGACCAUCGGUGCGAAGACAGGGCAGCGUUCCUCCUGAGCGGUCCCCGCGGGACAGAACAGGAUCAGCAGCAACGCUGUCGGCAGCCGCCUCGGACCUUUCGUCCAUUCGCACUGAGUCAGUGCGUGAGUUGCCGCGCAACCACUACCAGGACUGGAUCAAGAUCAUCCAAGCGGAAAGAAGGCUACGAGAUGGCGAGCUGGCAGUUUUGAUCUUUCUGUCAUGCGAGGGAGGGGCACGUCAGGUGUUGAACCAGCUCGAGGUGGACGAUACGCAGUCCGAAGGUGGACUCGGGCGCAUGCUGCGCCUCCUCGAUGAUGCCUUUGGCUCGAAGGCGGACGAGCGCUUUGAGGAGAGACAGGGUGCCUAUUUGGGCUACAAGCGUCUCCCUGGGCAAUCUAUCGCCGCCUACGUGGCAACGUUGAAAAGACUCAGAGAGGAGCGGUUGACACGCCGAGAACGCUAUGACGCGUUCUUCGCUGCAGGUGGCGUCUACAAAAGCGCAGAGAUCGAACGCGUUCUGCGUUUCAGGUGCGCUCAUGUGCACAAGGAGGAGCACGGCGGCAGCCGCGGAGCUCGCCGCGACGAGCCGGAAAGAGCCUCAGCCUCGGCAGCGUCCCGACGGCCUCAGCAGGCGAAGAGGUACCCCUACAAGAGAGGUGAUCGCCGCAAGCCGCCGAAGCCAACCAGGUAUGCCCAUGUCGCGGACAAUGACGACGAGGUGGAAGAAGAUCCCUUCGACGAGGAUGACGAUGAGGACUUCGAGAACGAAGACCCUGAGAUGGAAGCACUGGUGGCGGAAGGCGAGAUGCCAGAAGAGGAGGAAUGGUCCGAAGAGGAUGAGGAUCUGGAGACCAUGGAUGAGCAGGAGACCAUGGAUGAGCAGGCGCUCACAGAAGCGUUCAGCGCAGGAUGGCGUGCCAAGCAGCGCACAGCAGAUGCUCGCAAGAGCAGGGGGUUCAAACCGAAAGGAAAAGGUGCAGGAAAAGGCGGAGGAGACCGCCGCACUCCAGAGGAUCGCAAGAAAAACAGUACCUGUGCCAGCUGCGGAGAGAAGGGCCACUGGAGAGGAGACCCGGUCAAAGAGGAGACGCCAGCUGAGGAGAUGCGACGACGCAAGGCAGCGCCCUGGAGUCGCAAGCCGCCGGAGCCGGAGGAGCCACCCCCUGAGCGUCCACCGUUGGUCCGCCGACCAUAUGUGGCGCUACCGGUGGAGACUCCCAGAGAUGCACGUCCGACACGGCGGAAGCACGACGAGGUCGAGAAGUCCAAGGUGAAGGAAAGCCCGGCACUGCCGGGCGCAACCGCAAAGAGCAAGACUCGACCGGAGACAGAAGUAGACCCUCCUCGGCAGCGCCGAUCUCACCGUGAGGGCGAAGACAGGGAUCGUUCAAGAAGAAGGAGAAGGCGGAAGUCACGAGAAGAACGUGGCGAAGAAGCUGGUGAGACCCCAGCAUCAACUCCAAGGACAGAACGUUCAGAUGGAGAAUCGAAAGCCCCUGUCGAAGGAGGUGAAGACGUCAGCACCCGCCAGGUGAAUUGGACUCUGGUGCAUGGAUGGAGUUUUCUCAAGGAGUAUGACUCGAAUUCAGAAGCUCCGACAUGGGAGUCCGAGGAUGAGUCGAGCGAGGAGCCGGAUGUGGUGGCACGGUUCAAGCUCCAGGACCAGGAGAACAAACGCGAGGCCAGGACGAAGCUCAAGGCCAAGUUGUUGACGGUCCUGAAGUCUCUGGCGGAUGACGAGGAGGAUGAACAGGUGCGGCAGCGUAUCCGCAAGAAGGAGAAGAGGGUGCAAGAGCGGUUGACAGCAGCCACAGCAUCGGAGAUGGGACUGAGUGUCCAAGAACUCUUGAAGAUCCUCCCAUCCAUGAACAAGGAAGAGAAGAAGAUGUUGUACAAGCAGCUGAAGAAGGAAAGGGAGGAUGAGAUCCUCAAGGUCUUCGGCAAGGAUGCACUAGCAGACAGAACGCCCUCGAUGAUGAAGCGACAGGAUCAACGACGAGAUGGCUACUCUGCGGCAGCAGCCCAAUCAUCAGCGGCAGCAGCCGGCUCGAGCCGCGCUCGAAAUAGCCGGGGCGACCGGCGUGACAAGGUGUCUGAACCACCAGAUGACAAUGCCGACAUGCCGGCUGGUGUCAGGAAGAAGCACCUUGAACUCUUCAGGCGCGAGCUGUAUGAGAACGCCAAAGAUCGACUUGGACGAGUUCGUCCUUCCGAAGAGUCUGAGAUCCCGACGCCGCUUCAAGAGACAUGUGAACAUCCCUACAAUCGACUCUUGUGGGGAGCCAACAUACACGCCCACUGGGCGACAUGCCGAGAAUGCAAACUCAAGAAGGUGCUGUACUACUCAACCCUUCAUGGAGCGAUGGUGGAAGGAGCACCCCAAGUCAGUCACGACACCCUGCAGUCACAGCACCCACCUGUGGGACAUGUCAUCAUGGACACAGGAUGCAAGACAGCGGUGGCUGGAAAGAACUGGCACGAUGAGAUGAGGAUGAUGGUCAGGAAACUGGGCCUUAAGUACCACCCAGUGGAGCACGAGGAAGUCUUCAGGUUUGGAGCAGGCAGCCCAGUCCUGAGCACAAAGGCCUAUGUCUACCCGGUGACCAUCUACAAGGAGAAGUCAUGGGUGAGGAUCGCUGAAGUGGACAACACAGCGGAGGACCAUCGGGUGGCAGAAUGCCCUGGUCUCAUCGGACCAUCGGAGCUGGCAAGAUGGAAGGUGCAGAUUGACUUUGCCAGUCACAGGGUCGGCAUCGGAGGUCACUGGGAGCCCACGGUGAUGUCAGCUUCGCGACAUCCAAUUUUGAAUCUGCUCAACAUUCCCAGCGGGAAAACCAAGGCCGAGGAGUGGCACUCCAAGGACCUGGAAGCCCUGAGGCAGCGCCUCAUCAGGGAUCCUUACAGCCUUGCGCUGGUCCAAGAAGCUCUUGAGACCAGUUCGAUCUCAGGUGACAGCGAGGACAUCGAGCCCAAGCUAGCAUUCCAGUGCGGCCAUAUGGAUGUGGAAAUGGCCUUGUGGCAAGAAGGUAUGGAAGACGAAGCCCUGCAGGUCUUGGACAAGAUGGGAGGACCCAAGGUCUUCAAGGUGAUUGAUCAUCCGAUACCGGAAGAAAAAGAUGACAGCAGCUUGGGAAGCAUCAGUCCGAGGGAGUCAGAGACUUCACAUGACGAUGGUGUGGAGUAUUCGGAGUCUGACUCCACUGACUCAGAGACAGAGGAUGAUGAUGCGAUGCACCAAGCUUUGACAGGUGACAUUGGCGGCGACCUGGAGAUCUUCACCAAGGGCCAGAGGAGACGAGUUCUGGCCGCGUCCAAGCAGAUUGCAGAGGCAGCGACCUCCUUUGCCUACGGUGUGGGCUGGGAGUAUUUGGAGCCCAUCACAUUGCCUGGCUGGGACUUGAUGGAUCCCAACAAGCAAGCUGAGGCAUGGGAAUGCCUCGAGAGGAGUCAGCCAGAUCUGGUGGCUAUCGCGUGGCCAUGCGGCCCAUGGAGCAUCAUGCAGAACGCCAACCAGAAGACAGCAACACAGAAGGCAGCACUACGUUUCAAGAGGCAGCAAUCAAGGGUGCUGCUGAAGUUUUCCAGAGAUGUGGCUGUCUGGCAAAGGCGAAGAGAGAAGGCCCUCCUGGGAGAAAAUCCACAAACCAGCAAGGCAUGGGAUGAGGAGCCAAUUUUGGACGGCUUUGGCGGUCUGUCAGAAGCAGUAGCCGACCAAUGCUGUUUUGGCCUGCGACACCCAUGCAACAAGAUGCCGUUGCGGAAGGCCACACGAUUUGUCGGCCAAGAGGAAGAACACAAGCAGCGCAAGCGAGCUCGAGUUAUGCUCAGGGGCACGAAAUCAGUGAAGAAACUGCUGCAAGAUGUUGCAGGACGCCCUGAGCAGGUUCGUAAGAGAAGGAAGAGGCAGGAAGCUCCAGCCCCGGCGGCGCCGAAAGAGGAAGUGGCAGCGCCACCGGAGAGAGAGCAGCCUGCAGAAGAAGAAGAAGGGAGGGCAAGGUCAUACUCAUAUGAACCUCCAGAGCCCAUGGAUGACCCAGUGAUGCCGGAGGCAACACAGGACGCUGAACCAGCAGCAGCGGAAGAUGAGGAGCCGGCCGCGCCGGGAGAAGAAGAAGAGAGGCCAAAGCCUGAAGAAGUUCCAGUUCCGGACAUGGAUGAUGACGAAUGGGAUCAGUUCCCACCUCCUCAGGAUCCACAAAGACAGCUGCUGGAUGAUGUCCCCCUCAGCCUGAAAAAGAGGAAGGAUGGCAUCUCACAACUAGAUGCCGAACAUCGAACAAAAAGGCUGAAAGGAAGCUUCUGUGCAGGUGUGGCUGCGACCACAGUCAAUGGAGUCCAUCAGAAUGAGUGGAUCUCACAGUAUGAAGUGGAGUUGCUGCGUCAACUCACAGGCCUGCCCGUGACGGCAGCAAGGAUCCACAGGAUGAAGAGGAAGAGACUCCAGCGCCCACCGAAGCAAGUGAGCCGGGCCAGACUCAGUAUCCUGAUCGGUAACGAUCCGAAGGAUACCUUCAUCGUUAACGAGAAUGAAGACCAGGUCCGGGCCAACCCUAGGAGGAGAGCAAGCUUCGAGUGGCGUGGAAUGACUGUAUUCUACAGGGCCGCUGCCCCAGUUGGUAAGGAGAAGGUGUACAUCGAGCUACCGAGCGGAAUCUAUCUGACGGAGAUGUCACCGAAGCAAGCAGAGGAGUUCAAACUGCAAUGGAUUGAGGAGAUCCAUGACUGCCUGCUGGCUGAGGUACUGCUCCUGAAGAUGAAGCAGAACGGGCGCGAGCUCGACCCGAAGUACUUCAGCUCAGAAGAGAAGAAGGCAUUCCAGAAAUCGGAUGCCGGGUGCCGCGCAGCACGAUUUUUCUGUGCCCCUUUGCGCAUGGUUCGGACCAACAAAGCAUCGAGCCAACUGGCACCGCUGAUUGCCAAGAGCCGUUUGGUCGGCGGCGAAGACGGUGGCAGCCAGUCGUCAGCCACGAGCAGGAAGAUCUACAUCAAGGCACCAGCCGAAGGUCUACCUCCUGCGGAAGAUUGGUCUGAAAUCACCCCCUAUGAGCUCCCCCAGAUUCUCAAAUCAGCUUACGGCUUGACGGAAUCACCACGGCUGUGGUAUCUCGAAGCUCGAGACCGUCUGAAACAGACACCUCUGAGAGAGCUGGACAUCAGCAAGUCCACUUUCGUUGCUGGAGGUGGAGAUGGAAAACCCACUUGGGCAGUGCUCUGCCUACAUGUGGAUGAUGGACUGCUGCUCGGGUCCAAUCGGGAUCCACGUUUUCAGGAACUUCGACGCCAGAUUGAUGGUCUCUUCAAGAUCAAGGAGUGGAAGACUAUGGGCGACAAGCCUCUUCAAUUUCUGGGCGUCUGGACCACGCGCAGCAAGCAGGGUGAGAUCAAGGACGACAUGACGGAGUACAUCCGCCAGAUCAAGGUGCAAGAGCUCAAAGGCACUGGCCCUUUGGAUCAGAAAGGUGUGACCUUGUUUCGUCAACUGACGAUGCGCCUACGUUGGCCGGCACAGCAGACGAUGCCACACCUCCUGUACGAGGUCAGCUCUCUUGACCAACGGGUCACGAAGGCGACGCACGAGGACUACAAGGAGUCCCUCAAGCUCACCCAGAAGUUCAUCGAAGAAGCUGAAGCUGGCCGCGCCAGUCUGACCUAUCCGGUCCUCAACGACAAGAAGAUGUUUUUCCUCUCCUUUUUCGAUGCCUCGCUGGGCAAGGAACAGGACGGGAAGUCACAGUUGGGGGCCAUGCACUUCGUUACAACGGAAGAUGCCAGGCAGCGACCUACACAGGCAUCAGGUGUGCCGCAGUUCAAUGGCGGCAGAAGCAAUGUCGAUGAGUCUCUGCAAGAUUGGCGUACCACUAUGACGGUUCAAGGGGGGCUUGUCACGGACGCAAAAUCGCUCUACGACCACUUGGGAUCUACGGGGCAAAUCCCAACGGAACGUCAGACUAUGCUGGAUUUGAUGGUGGCCCGCGAUCAUCUGGAAUCGGGAGCUUACGAGCUAUUUUGGGUCCCAACAUUUCGACAGUUUGGUGACGGAUUGAUUAAGAAGAUGCGUAAUCUUCUGUGGGAGGUGUUUUGCAAACACCACACGGUCAGCCUCAAGGAGACCAAGGAGGAGAAGCAACUCGAGGAGCACAGGCAGCGCCUACGUCAGUUACAGCGACAGCGUCGCAAGGAAAAGAAGGGCAGCGACCCGAUACCAGCGGCAGCGCCGUCAUGUACAACCGGCCGCGCCGGGAAGCUAAUUAAGACAUCCUGA
Messenger RNA from Cladocopium goreaui, 6966 nucleotides. Lineage: Eukaryota; Dinophyceae; Suessiales; Symbiodiniaceae. The record is from the annotation of a GenBank genome assembly.